Molecule: messenger RNA, 4485 nt
Organism: Sphaeramia orbicularis (orbiculate cardinalfish)
Lineage: Eukaryota; Metazoa; Chordata; Actinopteri; Kurtiformes; Apogonidae
Gene: stk32a
Product: serine/threonine kinase 32A
Exons: 13
Coding region: 940-2160 (406 amino acids)
Biological process (GO): protein phosphorylation; G protein-coupled receptor signaling pathway; regulation of signal transduction
Molecular function (GO): G protein-coupled receptor kinase activity; G protein-coupled receptor binding; ATP binding
Source: RefSeq, a predicted model, not a curated record
AGCCUGAGACGCGUCCGUGUCCAGACGCACGGCCGUGUCCACUCAGCCCCACUACACGCACGGGUGAUGUGGAGUGGAGUGGAGUGGAGUGGAGGUCAGUCUCUCCUCAGAGCAGUCCCCCCACCCCACCCCCACCCCCACCCUCCACUAAACACGCUCCUUCUCUCCUCUGUCCUCUGUCUUUCUUUUGUCUCAUCGGUGGAACCAGCUCUUUCGCAUUUGCUCGGCGCAUCAGCAGAGUCACGUCACGCGCCGUGGGUCCAGGUGUCCCGUGUGCGUCGUCGUUGUCGUCGUCCGAAAACACCGAACACCGGACAAAGUGAACCGCACUGUUGCUCCACUGUCAAUCCGCUUUUCUCUGCACCAAACCGGGUUGGAGAUGCUCCGCCGUGCGCAAGUAACCGGAGGCGGACCACGGUACAGAGGUUAGACUCUCAGUUAGCAGAGGGUCACAGCCGCCAACGCAUCAGCCUCCCUCCCUCCUCAUCCAUUCGCCCGCAUCCAUCUGAGCAGCAGCGGCAGCGACGACACAGGAAAUCUACCCUGUAGUGGUGUGUGCUGCUACUCUGUGUGUGUGUAAGUGAGUGAGUGUGUGUGUGUGUCAGCGCUUCAGUACCUUUAGUGUUCCCCCAAGCCCUAUACUGUACAAGUGUGUGUGUGUGUGUGUGUGUGUGGAAUAAUGUGUGGCUGUGUCAAGGUGAAGAGUUAAGAGGAAGACGGGACCUGUUCCAGUCAGCAAAACUGAGCCAGCUGCUGCGUAUGUGUGUCAGGGUUGAGCAGUCCAGCACGUGAGAGUGUGUGUACCUAUAUGUGUGUGCGUGUGUGUGUGUGAGGGUCUAGUGGCGACCGGGCUAUGAGUGCGUCUCAGGGGAAGAGCUGUUCUGCUGCUGAGUUGAGCUAAGGGAGCAGACCGAGAGAAAACCGCCAAGAGGAGCAGCCAUGGGGAUCGGACAGUCCAGCAAGGCUCCGGUCACCGACGACACCGAUGAGGUCAAUUUCGACCACUUUCAGAUCCUGCGGGCAAUAGGAAAGGGGAGCUUUGGAAAAGUCUGUAUAGUCCAGAAGAAGGACACAAAGAAGAUGUAUGCCAUGAAGUACAUGAACAAGAUGAAAUGUGUGGAGCGCAAUGAAGUGAGGAAUGUCCUGAAGGAGCUGCAGAUCAUGCAGAACCUUGAACAUCCUUUCUUGGUCAACUUCUGGUACUCCUUCCAGGAUGAGGAGGACAUGUUCAUGGUGGUGGACUUGCUUCUGGGUGGAGACCUGCGCUACCACCUCCAGCAGAACGUCCACUUCUCUGAGAGCACUGUCAAACUAUACGUCUGUGAACUGGCCCUGGCUCUGGGUUAUCUCCGCACAAAGAGGAUCAUACACAGAGACAUUAAACCUGACAACAUACUACUGGACGAACACGGGCAUGUGCAUUUAACAGACUUCAACAUUGCAGCCAUCGUCAAAGAAGACUUAAAAGCAACAUCCAUCGCUGGAACCAAGCCAUACAUGGCUCCUGAGCUUUUUCAGACCUUCGAGGGGUCACACCCGGGCUACUCCUUCUCUGUCGACUGGUGGUCACUGGGAAUCACAGCCUAUGAGCUGUUAAGAGGACAGAGACCCUAUGUGAUGAGAUCCAGUACUCCAGCUAAUGAGAUCCUUCAGACUUUCCACAAGGUCCAUCCCAGCUACCCUGCAGCCUGGUCUUUGGAGAUGAAGUCUCUUCUCAGAAAGUUACUGUGCAUCGAUGUCCAGAAGCGCAUUUCCUGUCUAGCCGAGCUCCAGGAUCUGGACUACAUGUCAGACGUCAACUGGGACGCCGUGCUCAGCAAACAGCUUCCUCCAGGCUUUAUUCCCAAUAAGCGGAGACUAAACUGUGACCCUACAUUUGAGCUGGAGGAAAUGAUCCUGGAGUCCAAACCACUUCACAAAAAGAAAAAGCGACUUGCUAGGAAGACCAAGGACCAGGGAUCUGAUGGUUCCCCACAGAAUGGUCAGCUGCAGCAACGUUUGGACAAUGUCCAGAGAGACUUCAUUGUCUUCAACAGAGAAAAAUCAAAGAAAGCAGCUGUAGACUCUGAGUCCUCAGAGCUGUCCAUGAGUGAGAAGAACAAAGCAAUAGAAGAUGGACAGAACAACAAUGUUGAGCCGGCUGCCUACGUGUCAGGAUAGGCUAAAUACCCAACAUCCCUAUAACCACCCUUAUCAACUGUACCUGCUCACAGAUCAGCAAUCUGCACCCAGACACCUAUUGUUCUAUCAGCACAAGCACUGAGAUCUGAUCUUUAAUGUUCCCUCACUAUUGCUGUGUCUGUACAAACACCAAGGCAGCACCGUAUGCACGUGUGCAUCAUCGCUCACCCGCAGAGACCACAUUAUCAAAAGUUCCAAAACAGCAAAAAGAGAAAUGGACUCCUGGAGCAGCAGCCAAGCCAGAGUCAGGCUUUUCUCUUUCCUGUCUCCUGAAGAAUGACCCUUGGUAAAGAAUUCCUCACAUCCUACGUCCAUACAUCAUUCUGGUGCUCUAAAGUCUGUUUGGCCUCACUUUUGGACUGUUUGCAAACAUGAAAAGAAGUCAUUCCCCUGACAAAAAAGAGGACAACACCACUCCAGCUCAGCAGUGACUGGAAGUUAAGUCUGAUGGGGUCAAAUAUGGCUGGGAACUAAAAUCUUUUGCUGCUGCUUUCUUAGUCAAAAGGAAAUUUUAAUGUCAACAAGGCAUUUUUUGGUAUAAGGAGUUGGAAUGGCAGCAUACAUUAUGGAUGACACUAGAUUUAAGCAUGGCAUUGAGAGUGAAGAACAUAUAAAGAGAGGUUAAGGAAAAAUGAGGCCUUUGUUUUUAAGAAUGCAACCACAGAUCCCUCUACUAGCAUUAAAUAUAUAGAUGAACUGUAGGUUUGAGUGUCAAUGGCACACUAUAUAAAAGCAGCAGAUAAAUGGUUGUAGAGCUCAUUAUGCUUAGCUUCACUGCUUAAGCUAGCAAAAAGGCAAUAGGACUGCAUCAUGGGGUAGAAUGUCCCUGUUCCUUCAGCUGAAGAUGUAGGCAAAAAACCGUGCAAGUUUCCCUCGGCUGCUUAUGCUUUAAGUUAAUGUUGAGUCAGUGCAGUAGUUUGAGAUGCAUUUAACACAGGUUGAAAACUUGUUUAAACCUUUGCCUCAGUGACAGGCCUACCAUUAAAGGUUUAGAACUAUGGAAAUGUAGAGACGAGAUGGUAGAUGUUAUUUGUUCUGCAAUGAACCUUGCUUUGCACAUGCUUCUUCAUCAACUGUAGCAUUUACUGUGUGCACUGUGUACUGUGCACAGAGGAAAAAAAAUCUAAAGCUGUGAGUGAAUAUUUUCUCCCUUAGGGAAGGCUUUAGGGACAGAUAUUAAAUCGAAUCCUAGAUAAGAUUAAUUUUACAGUCACUGUCUGCAUUAAACUCUUGGUUUAGUCCAAUAACUGUAUGUCCUCUUUUGUGCUGGAUACAACUAAUUACAUACUGUAUGUGCCACCAGAUGAGUCUGAUUAUCUUUGGUUUGGUUUUUUUUAUUUGUUUUAUUUUUAAAAUUGCUUUAGAACAUUGCAAUUAACCUUUGCAACGAUAGAUUUGUGCAAAUGUUAUUAAGCAGUAAUGUAGCACCAGCUUAAUAUUGUGGAGAAAAUACAUAAAUGUGUUUACUUUUGCCUUCUUUCUGGUUUAAAUUUGUUACCAAGAAAACAACAAGGGAAACAAGGGAAAUAACAUAAAUAUCAGCCAAUGAAUAUUUCUUAUGAAUAACAUGUAGAUUCACCUGAAAUCAUGUUUCAACAACUUGUUACUAAAUAAACAGCUGAUUUGUAUAUGGAUGCCUUAUAUCUUAGAUACGGCACACGUAGGUAGUCCCCUUCAAACUAUACAUUUAGGUAAUUGUAGUGAACACCUGAGUGUUUUUCAUGUGAUUUCUACUGAAGCCUCAUCACUGACCCUAAUCGUAUCUAUCUGAAAUAUAAUCCUGUCCAUUCUAUAGCACUUGUAAUUCAAUUUAAAACCUAUUUCACUGUAUUCAAUUCAACACUCUCAACACUUCUAUUGCAAAUUGAUACAAUGUUUUAACUUACCUUUGUGUUGCUACUGUUGUUGUUGUUACUAUUAUUGUUGUCACUGAUGUAAUUUUUCUGAUCCAAAGGUGGUUUCCUUUAUAAGUUGUAAGAUGUUAGAUAGUUGAACGUCCUGGAGGGAAAUUACAUUGCUAAUGGUUAUCUUAAUUUGUAUAUUUUAGGCAUACCAGAUAGUACUCUUUUCAGAAAUUGUCAGGAGAAAAUAAUUAGUAACAGAUUUGACACAGGUUAUUUAAAUUUAAUGAAAAAGUCCAUUUAGAAAUGGUUGAGUCUGGGAACAGACCGGUCCGUCAUCUGUGAAUUUCAUUAAGGGUAUUUUGUCCUUCAGUUGUCACUGUGUGUUUAUUGUAUUCAAAUGUGAUGGAGUUGCAAAUUUUUAAGGUGUGCCUUAAAUAAUAACUUUCUUUUUCUGAACCAA